Vitrella brassicaformis is the source of this 5978-nucleotide messenger RNA. Lineage: Eukaryota; Vitrellaceae. The record is from the annotation of a GenBank genome assembly.
CACAAACCCCGGUCGGAGAAUUCAUAUAGGGGAUGAUCAGCUUCUGCGAGCUUAGGGGCAAGAAAAAGAUAGCGUUUCAAACCGGAGAUCUGUCUGUCGCUGUAUCGUGUGCUGGCGAGCGCCGCUCGUCCAUCCGUCCCUCCGUCCCUCUGAAGCUGUCGUCUGGACGAGUGAGUGGUCCCCCGGGGAUGUCGCAGCAGAUCAUCGUGGGCGGUCGUGCCCUCACAGUGGGUGAGAUCAUAGCCGUUGCGCUGCGGAAGGCCAAGGUGGUGCUGGACCGCGCCACCCUCGACAAGGUGCAGCAGGACUUCGACAGGAAGUUCAGGGGCUCAUCCACCACACCAUGGCAGAUCCCGCCAUCCCCGGCCACACCCGCGCCCCUCAUCCCAUCAUCUGGCGUCGGCAAAUGCCCCCCUCUCCUCAGCCACGAGACCCUGCGGGCCGUCGUGUUGCUUCGGCUGGUGACGGUGCUGCACCAGCAGAGUGGGGUGCGGCCUCAGGUGGCCGGGUACCUGACCGAGCUGCUGAACAACGGCGAGGACAAGGCCGCCAGCGACAUCUUGAGCGAGCUGCAGCAGCCCGCCCUGAGUGACCAGCAGGCGAUGCAGCUGCUGCUCAAGCAUUACGGCGUCGAGGGCCUAUCGGCCGAGGAGGCCUCGGUCUUCUGCUCGGCGGGGUACCCCUGGACGGUCGCACGGCUGGUCAUGAGCUGGCAGCUGGGCCAGGUGCUCGCACAGAUGGCCGACUGCUCGUCGGUGCUGGCCAUCGAGGCGCUGCAGCUGCCGACGCCCUUUCUUGACCUGGACGGGCGGCGUCAGCACGAGGGUGCAGUGGUGGCGGCCAACCGCAUCAAGUGGCUCCUGGAGGAGUCCAAGACGGCCAAGAAGCCAGACGAGACCCACAAGACGAGACUCAUGGCCCGCUGCGUGUACGUCCAUGGCGCCCUGGUCGACAGCCUCGAGCAGCUCAUGCGAGCCAUCAGACCGGAGCUCAGGGCAUUCGCCAGCAGGAAGAGUGUGGCCGAAGGUAGGUACCUAAGAGACAGACAGCGAGUGCGUGAACUCAUGAGCGCCGGGGGGAGGGAGGGAGUCAUGGCGUGGGUGCUGUGCUGUGCUGUGCAGGUGAUACUGCGUCUGUUGUCGAGGGCGAUGAGGAUCUGAAUGCGUUGCCGCUGAUGGUCCCCGCCAUGUCUGUGAGGGAGGCCACCAUACGCUGCGCCAAGACUGCCAUCCAGGUAGGUACACCACACCACUCAUGGCUCACCGAUGCAUCACGGCACCGCACUUGACUGCACCUGGCUGUGGGUUGGCUGUGCAGGAGGCCGAGCUGGUUCUCGAGCGAAACCAGGCCACCAUUCCAGAGGUGCGCACAGCUUAGCUAGCUUCACCGGGUGGUGUGCAUCGUCUGUCUCAUCAGUCAAUCAAGCUGGUGUCUGCCUGUUAGGAUGUGGCCCCGCUGCCCGACACCCCUGCCUCUGCGGACCGCACAAACAUCACUGUUCCCCCCACUGCAGAGGUGGGCCACAUCACGGACGGAUAAUACAACAAAAGUAUCAGCCCACGCCAACGCCCAUGCCCACAACCUGUGUGUGUGUGUAUGUGUGUGUGUGAUGGUCGCUGCGCCAGACCCACUCGUCAGAGUCCCACGCGCGUCUCGAGGGAACUCUGAAGGACAUCAAAACGUCGAUUGCGGCAUUCCAGACGUACGUGUGCGUCAGUCAAGAAGCGGAGAGAUCGACGCAGAGAGCGAUCGUGUUGUGUAUGUGUGUUUGCCGCGUGUGCAGGAGUGCCCUCCCCAAUGGCGACCUGCCAAGCGUCCUGACGGACGUCGAGAAGGUGCGUGUCCUGUCCUCUCUGGCCCAUCUCAUCUAGCCACAAAUCCAUCCUUCCAUCCAUCCAUCCACUUAUUUAUGGGUUGCCUUUGCCUGCCUGCCUGCCUGGCUGCGUGCGCUUGUGCGUCACGUUGCAGUCGUUGGAUCUCCUGAGGAGGAGUGUGCUGUGCGAGGCCGCCGGGGCGCUGCAGAUCUUCGCCAAAGAGGAGGUCGACAAGUACAGAAAGGCCCUGGAGGUGCGGUGGGCAGCUGACCGAACAAACACACCACAAUGACAAUGGACAUCCUGCGCUUGGGUCGACGAUGUGUGGCUGGCUGGCUGGAUGGAUGGGUUUGUGUGUUCGUUCAGGCGAUGGAGAAGAAGAAAAAGAACGUGUCCACCAAGCUCACCAUCGGCAGGCCCGUCGAGAGAUUCAGACAGUGCCUCAACUCAGUCGUCUACCAGGUGGGCACACGCACUCCCCCACUCACUCACACAGGUCCCCCUCUCUCUCUAUCUCUCUCUAUCUGUCUUGUCUGUCUCUUGUUUGUGCCUGUGGUGUUUGGGUCGUCAGGAUGCCGGCGGCAGGAUGGACAAGUGCGACGAGUGUCUUUUGGGUCAGCUGACGGCGGCAUGUCUUAUCGGCAUGGCAGACAGCCUCGAAGACAUACUCACCGUCAGAAAUCAGGUCCGUUCCUCUGUGCGUGUGUGCGUCUAUCGGGUCAGCUUUGGUCUGCUUGGUGUGCUGUGGUGUGCUGGUUGAUUGGGUGGGUGCAGGAGACGCGCAAGCCGAAGGUAGCCAAGGGAACGCAGGACUACACACCCAUACAGAUGGCCAUUCGAAAGCAGGUCCCUCCCUCCCUCCCUCCCUCCCUCCACAAUUUCGCUCUCCACACCAAUUGUAUGUGUAUGGCUGUGUAGGUGAUGCGCGCCAUCGCCGAUGUGUUUGAGCGCCACGGCGCCGUGCAGAUCGACACGCCCGUCUUCGAACUCAAGGUGCGGCCGGGCGUCCGUCAGACGGACACAGACAGACAGACGAAGAGAGAGCAACGCACCCACGCACCCCAUCACUCACCUCACGUGUUGGGCUCGCCGCUUCGCUUCUGGCUCUUCAGGAGACUCUCAUGGGCAAGUAUGGCGAGGACCAGAAGCUCAUCUACGACCUCAAAGACCAGGUAAAAUACCCCCCCCCCCACACACACACAGACAGACAACACAACCUCUUUCACCCCGUGGCUCAUCAAUCCAAUCCAAUCCUAUCCUACACACACAUUAUGUUUGUUGCACCAUACCACCAGGGUGGCGAGCAGCUGUCGCUGCGGUACGACCUGACUGUGCCCUUUGCGCGUUUCUGCGCGUUGGGCAACGUCGAAAAGAUCAAGCGGUACCACAUCGGCAAGGUGUACCGGCGCGACGAGCCGCAGCUGGCCAAGGGCCGCUUCCGCGAGUUCUACCAGUGCGACUUCGACAUUGCGGGGACCUACGACACCAUGCUGCCCGACGCUGAGGUCAUCACGGUGAGCGAGCGACUAAGUACUGACUGAGUGAGGAAGGGAGUGAUGUGAUGUGAUGUGUGGACACAUCGACGGGCAGGCAAUAUGUUGGGGGAUGGGUGGCAUGCAAUGCAGGUGUUUUGUGAGAUUUUGGACCAGUUCUUUCCCAACGGGGGCUUCCAAGUCAAGAUCAACCACAGGUGCCUGGGGCCUCUCUGUGUGGGCGGAUGGGAUGCGUCUGAACGGAACGGACUAAUGCGUGUGGGUGUGGUGUGCGCAUGUGCGCGUCAGGAAGCUGUUGGAUGCGAUCAUGGAGGUGUGUGGCGUGCCGCAGCAGAAGUUCCGCCCAAUCUGUUCGGCCAUCGACAAGCUCGACAAAGAGCCCUGGGACAACGUCAAACGCGAAAUGAUCGACGAAAAGGUCAGAUCCAUCCAUCCAUCCAUCGGGGCAGUGCACUCGUCGUGUCUGAAUCUCUCUCUCUCUCUCUCUCUCUCUUUGUCUCUUCGGUGUGUAGGGUUUGAGAGAGGAGGUGGCUGACCGCAUAGGCGAGUACGUGGUGCUCAAGGGACGGCCAAAGGAGAUGAUCGAGCGCCUUGACACCAUGACCAACCUGCUCAAGUCAACUUCAGCUCAGGUGAAAGGAAAGACGCACGCACAUCAAACACGUCCCUCCGUCAGUCGCAUUGAUCAUGUGUGCGCUUGGCCUGAGCAGACGGCUUUAUCGGAAAUGAAGCUGCUGGUCGACUACGUGACAGCCCUGGGCGUCAUCGACCGCCUCUGUCUCGACCUGUCCCUUGCCCGUGGCCUCGAGUACUACACUGGCGUCAUCUACGAGGCCGUCACGCUGAGUGGCGAGAGCGGCAUCGGGUCCGUGGGCGGGGGCGGCAGGUACGACCACCUCGUCGGCAUGUUCGCCGGCAAAGACAUCCCGGCCGUCGGCGUGUCCAUCGGUAUGCAGACAGACAGACAGACAGACAGGUAUAUCUGUGUGCGUUGGGCUGGGCAAAUGUCAGGCAUUGAGCGGGUGUUUGCGGCGAUAGAGAGCAAGUUCGGUCUGAAGGGUGAUGCCUCAUCUGCUGCUGCGUCGGAGACGGCGACGGACAAGAAGAAGGGCGGCAAGAGCGGCGGCGCCACACGGGACGGCACGGGCUCACAGCAGCAGCAGCAAUCGUCCGAGGUGCACAGUGUCGUUCGUGAUGCGGCCACCGACGUGCUCAUCUGCACCAUCGGCGACAACUUGCUGCUGUACGCCAGCCAGCCAGACAGACAGACAGACAGAGACACAACACACGAUGGAUGGAUGGAUGGAUGGAUGGUGUCCAUGCGUGUGGUGCAGGGAGCGGUUGGCAAUGGCUCGUGAGCUGUGGGAUGCGGGCAUCGCGUGCGAGUUCGUGUACGUCGAGAAGCCCAAGCUCAACAAACAACUCAACCACGCUUCCGACAACAGUAGGGAAGGAACAGCACCACGACCGCCAUCCAUUCUCCCAUCUCUCUGUCUGUCUGUCUGUCUCUCCACCUCUCCGUCUGUCCCUUCACCGAUGGAUGGAUCCACCAGAGAUCCCGUUGGCAGUGAUCAUGGGUGAAGACGAGCUCAGCAAGGGCGUCGUCAAGGUGCGCUUCCUCACCCACGGACCACCGGCACCACAGGAGGCACCUGCCGCCGACCCCACCAGCAGCAGCAAUGGCGUCAACACGGCCACCACACAAGACCAACAGCAACAGCAGCCACCGGAGAAGAAGGAGAUCGAGGUGGGUGCGUGAGCUGACGGGUGGGAGGGCGGCUGUCUGUGGUAUGUGUGUCCGGUGUGAAUGUCAGGUGGAGCGUGGUGCGCUGGUGUCUCGUCUGCGUGGGAUAUUGGCCAAGACCAAGACCUCGUCGGAGCGCCUCUACGACCACAUCAUCAACAACACCAACACUAGCAGCAGCAGCAGCAGCAGCAGCAACGGCAACUGACCCACCCGCACAUGCACACGGGUUGGUGACGGGCACACAAGUGCGGUGCGCGUCUCGGUCGGUUGCAGUAGCCUUCGUUCAUUCUUGAGUGAGUUGUGUUGACGGAUGGGCGAUUUUGGGUCGUUGGCUGGCUGGUUGGCUGGCUGGUUGGUGAGGGUGCGUUUAUGAGAAUGUGACGCAUGCAAGGUGUGAACAGGCCGACACACGUACAUGUGUGGUUGAUUGGAAGACCACUGAAUUAAUGCUUUGUGUCGGCGGCAGUAAUGUGUUUUUUCUGUCUCCCGACAAGAAUUCUGGCCAAGUUCGCAAUAUAUCAGUGCUUUGUGCUGGUUGUGUCGGACAUCGCGGAAUGUUAGCAUGAUUGUCUGCCGGUGAAGCUGGUGAGUGUCAUUUACUUCUGAGGUAGUCGGUGUGCACAUCUGGGCCGACUGAUCACACCGACGACAGACAGGCCGACUCUCUCUUCUCUUCUUAUCACGCCCGAACACUUGUGCAUUCGCAGCCACUCACUUCUGCUCCAAAAAGAUGGACAGAGCCAAUAUACCACCCGUGUGUGUCACCACCCCAACGCUCGUGCACAGCCUGUCAGUCAGUCACUUCUCCUCCAAAAAGAAAAACAGAGCUAUCCUCGCCAUACACAUGAGAUGAGACAGCUACACACGAAGUCGCACAUGUUGGCGCCACACAGACUAUAUUGGCAUGGGCCGAUGGACAUGCGC